AUGAACAGUUCCAUUAUUUGUCUUACUGCAGUUGUUAUUGUCCUUCUAUCACUAUCAUCGGCUAAAGCUGAGAUUCCGACAUGCCUUCAAGAAAUGAUUCAUCCCAUCCCAGAUGGACCUGUAUGGUAUCAAUUUACUCGAAUUGACAAGUAUUUGUAUCGCGGCAAAUUGACCUAUCUGGCGACUAGCAAUUGUUGUGAUCGAAUGAAUCCUCUUUACGACGAAGAAUGCACUUAUAUUUGUGCUCCUUCUGGUGGUUUUACAGGUCGUGGUGAUGGUGAAUGCACGGAUUUCAGUAAAACGGCAAAGCCAUUAGGUAUCGCCUGGGUGGCUCUACCCGGUAAAUAA
Rotaria sp. Silwood1 is the source of this 348-nucleotide messenger RNA. The record is from the annotation of a GenBank genome assembly. Lineage: Eukaryota; Metazoa; Rotifera; Eurotatoria; Philodinida; Philodinidae.